AUGCCCAGUGAAACCACGACUAGCAAAGUAUCAUUAUCCAUAAAACCAACAGAAUCCAGAUGGUUGGCUAUAGCUAAUUUGCCAGAAACGGCUACAGAAGAUACAAUCAAAGAAUGCUUUAAACGACAUGGCCAUGUUCGAUCUAUUAAAAUCGAUGAUCAACGUUUUGCUUUUGUCGCUUUUUUGGAUGUACGCACAGCAUCGAAAGCACAUAAUGCAGAAAAUAUUCUCGACGAUAAACGAUUACGAACAGCAUUUCAUGAUGGUUCAAAUUCAGUGCCAAAAGCACUUUUAGAACCAUCACCACAACUGAUUCAACCAUCAUCUUUAUCGACUAAUCUAUUACCCGAACAACCGUCACCAUUGAUUUCUUCGACGGUUGUUGAACCGUCAUCUUCAUCAUCUUCGAACACAUCGAAUAUAACAACAGUGACAAAUUCGGUAUCGACUAAAACAAUAAAUGGUGAUCGAGAUAAACGUCUAUCGCGUACACUUGGCAGUCCUGAUGAAAAUGUUCGGCAUCAAGUCGUUCCAGUUAAACGUGAUUCUGAUUCAUCAGGAAGUAAAAGAAAAACAUCGUCAACAAAAAAUUCGAAAACAGCGAAUAGUUCACAUUCAACAAUACAAAAACCACCACGUCGAAAACAUGAAAAUUCUUCAUCAUCUUCUUCGUCUUCAUCGUCAUCCGAAUCCGAACGAUCGAGUGAUGAUAGUAUUUCAUGUAAAAAUCGUCGUCGUAAUCCAACAAAAGCUCAUUCGUCAUUAAAUGAUCCAAUGGGCAAAACUCGAAUAUUAAAAAUUUACCAUUUACCAUCGAAAACUCCUAAAGAAUCAAUGCGUGAAUCAUUAUGGAAUUUAUUUGUUGAAUUUAAAAAAUCAGGCCGUUUAUUAACAGUUAAAAUCGACGGUGAACAAGAAUCACGCUACGCAUUAUUAACAUUCAGAAAAUCUACUGAUGUCGAUAAAGCUUUAACAUUUGCAAUAACUAAAUCUAUAGGAGGUUUACGAUUGAAAGCUGAACCAUACGAUGGAAUAAUAAAUGAAAACGAUGAAUGUGAUAUAAUGAAACGUUCAGUGUGUCCAGAUCCUGAUUUUGAUGAAUAUUCUGUAAAAGCAACACGUACUUUAUAUAUAGGAAAUCUUCAGUCGGAAAUAUCUUAUAAUGAAUUACGCGAAGCAUAUGCAGAAUAUGGUGAUAUUAUUGAACUUGAAAUAAAACGUCAAACACAAUCUCCACAUCAGUUACCAUUUGCAUUCGUUCAAUAUGCUGAUAUUAAAAGUGUUGUUAAAGCAAUGAAAGCUUUUGAAUCGAAACUUGGACGAGAUCACUCAAUUAAAUUGGGAUUCGGUAAAAGUCAACCAACAAAUGUAUUAUGGCUUGAUGAUUUACCUUUAAGUAUAACCGAAUCGUCAAUACGAAAUUUUAUAAUUCGUCACACGAAUUUACCUACUUGUGAAGUCGUUGAUAUAUUUAUUGAUAAUCGGAAUAGUCAUAAAAGUCAAACAGCCCAAUGUUUAAUUUAUUUUACUGAAACACGUGCUGCACAAGAAGCAAUUAAUUCGAUACGUGGAAAAAAACUUGAAUCGAAAAAAAUACAAGUAGAUUUUGCUAGUAAAGUGUUUGUUACCAGAUUUUCGGAUAUUAUUGAUGAAACUAGUCAUAAGAAAAAUUAUGGUGGUUAUCCGCCUGAUUCAACAUAUCAUGGAGAAUCUCGACCUGUAUCAAAACGUAAUGGUACAGUACGUGAAAUUGUCCCCGAAACAAUUCAAACAUUUGAAACUGCAUCUACUCGAACGAAUAGUAGUGAUCGAUGGUUAAAUGCAUAUAAUAAUACUAAUACUAAUGCUAAUAAUACUAAUAGUAAUCGAUCACAACAUAAAAAUGAUUCAAGACAUUCAUCCGAUCGACGGCAUUCAAAAGAAUAUGGAAAAGGAAAUACUAGUACUUUAAUAUCCAUUCCAUCAGUUGAUAAUGGAACUAUUUGUGGUUCGUCAAUAAAUAGUCGACGACAUCGUUUAUCAACUUCAUCAAAAGACAGUCUUUCAAAUAAUCUCUCAUCCAGUCGAAAUAUUCAUCGUAGUAGUCAUGUUCGUCAUCAUGCUUCGUCAACAUCAUCGUCAGCUUCAAGAUCAUCGUCAACAACAAGUCACAGUUCGACUAGUACAAAUAGUCUUGAACAUCGUUCAAAUUCUUAUCAAAAACAUCAUGCAAAUAAACAUCCACAUAAAACAUCGAAAAAACCUUCGAAAUCUCUAGCAAAUAACAAUUUGAAAUCAUCUGGAAAAAAAUCUUCAUCAAAUAAAGAACACACAACUAAAUCUUCGAAUCGUUCUCGAACAUUAAAAACUGAAAAAGAUACCGAUUCAUCAACAAUCAUUCCAAAUUCUCAACAACAACCAAAUGUAGCUAUUCUUCCUAGUUUAGCACUUGAAGAUCAUCUAGAAAUAAUAAAAAAAGAACCAACAUUAUCACCCAAACAACAACAACAACUACAGCAGCAGCAGCAGCAACAACAACAAACAGCAGCAGCAGCAGCAGCAGUACAUUCUUCAUCAUCACCAAAAGCACCCUUGAAAAAUACUGAACGUGUUUUUGAUUGGCUCAUGCAGAAUCAUUUACAUGAUAGUAAUAGUUCAAUGGGAUUAGAUCAAAAUGAUGAUGAAGAGCAUUCAUUAAAACCAAAACCUGACGAUGAUAGUCUUGAAAAUGUGAGUGACGAACAAACAUCGAAAACAUCACCACCUAUUGAAACAAAUAAUUUAACAACGUCAACAAAUAUUAAAUCAGUAUCCGCAUCAGCUUUACUAAAAAAUGCUAAAAAUGAAAAAGCUUCAUUAUUAUUAUCAUCAUCAUCCUCAUCGUAUCGUCUACAGCCAAUACGUGCUGGUAGUAAACGAGAUGAACAAGGUGAUAAUUUAUCAACAAAUGACGUUCAUUUAUCACCAUCACAAUCAUCAACAACAAUAACAAAAGAUGAUCUUGACAAUCAUGUGAGUCAUCGUCGAAUACAUAAAACAAAAUAUCAUUUAGCAACAAAUCACACAAAAACAAUUCCACUAGAUUCAGUAUCGUCAUAUGAUCAAUUAGAUGUACGUUUAAGAAGUUAUCCAUUGUUAUUUAAUGAUCAUGUUGAAUCUAUUCGUUUACCAUUUCCACAAUUUGCAUUUGAACAUAUUAAAACAUCAACAACAGCAUCUAAUGUUCUUGUUGUACUUAAUCCAAAAGCACAUUUAAAACAUUCAUCACUCGGUUUAAAUAAUCCAUCAUCAUCUUCAUUGUUAUCAGCAGCAGCAGCAACAGCAACAGCAACAGCAACAGCAACAGCAACAGCAACAGCAACAGCAACAACAGCAACAACAACAACAACAACAACAACAACAACGCCUACGGUAACAACAACCACAACAAUAAAAUAUGAUCUAUCAUUGGAUACAAAUCUUCUUAAUAAUACUAAUACUACUAAUAAUAAUAACGAUGAAGAUUUAUCAACAGCACGUAUACCACUUGAUGAACGUAUUAGAUUAUUAGAUAAACAAAUGUACGAAAUGAAUCAUGGACAACAAAAAUCAGCAACAUCAUCCUCAUCUUCAUCAUCAAGUUCAUCACUAUCACCAGCAAUACUUAUUGAACAACAGAAUUUAAAAUCGACAGCAGUAACAACAACAACAACAACAACAUCAUCAAUAAAUCCCAAUAUCACAGUUAAAAGUGUUAAUGAACUUGUAUCAACACUUUCAGCAUCAGCACCAUCGACAACGCUUGCUCAAUGUAUUCAAGCAGCGCGUGCUGCUGCAUUAAAUGCUCAGCCAGCACAAACAAUAUUACCAUCUAAAACGACACCAACAAUUUCAACAACUUCACCAUUUCAUUAUCCAGUUACAGCUGUGCCAACAUUAAAUUUAAAUCGGCCUAUAUCAGUAACAACUUCAUCAUCGGCGAAUAUUUCAGUAUUAACACCACCACCACCGCCUCCACCUCCAGCACCAUUUACAAGUUUGCAACGUUUAUCUGAUCCAUCAUCAAAUUCAAUAUUAAAUACAUUUCAUGCGGCUAUUGCUCAAACACAACUAGCAGCAACAAAAUAUAAUUCAAUGUCAUUUGCUAAUACACUUCAUCCUCCACCUCCACCAGUACCACCAUCACUCAUAUCACCAUCGCUUCAUCUUAAUACUUCAUCGAUAACAUCAACACUCGGUACUUCAUCGAAUAAUAGUCUAAUAUCAUCAUUAAAUAUUCCUUCUCAUCAUCCUCCUACGCCAACAUCGUCAUUACCUAAUCGUUCAAUUUCAACAAAUCUUCUAAGUUCACCCACAUCUAAUAUUCCAUCUGUAUCACCAUUUUCUGAUUCAUCAAUGAAUUCACCUAGUACAUCGUCAGCUAAAAUUCUUGAACGUCUCGGACCAUCUGCUAAAUUUAAACGUAAACCUAUUCCACCACCAUUAGUUGUUAAUACAACAUCAACGACACCAACAACACCUACCAAUAAUAAAGAUUCUCCUACAUUACUAUCACCAGAAUUGACAACGCCGACUAAUACUGGAUCUAAUAUACAUCGUUCACCAGCAACAAUUGCUUCGCCUGUUCUUCAACACCAAACAUCAACUGGUUUAAAAUCUAUAUUGAAACAACGUUCAUUAUCAAAUCCAUCACCACCGUCACCAUCACCAACAAAUGAACGAAAAGCAUCAACAAAUUAUGUAUCACCAUUAGCAUCAAAUGAAACACGUUCAACAUCACAAAUAACAUCAACGAAUAGUCGUUCAACAUCAAUUGAUUCAACAACAAAACGUACACCGCCAUCAACACCAACCGUAACAAAUGAAAAGAAAAAAUCUCUUAAUCAACAAGAUACAAAUGUAUUUACAAAUGAUAUUGAUGAACGUCAAGGAGAUGAUAAAAAAUCUACAUGGCGUUCACCUGCUACUAAGCAAACAGUUGUGAGUGAAACGAAUGCGACGAAAAAACCAACAUUAGAUAAAAUUCCGAAAAAAACAUCAACAAUAUCGAAACCAACUGUAAGUGAAUCUAUCAAGCCUACACCUAAAGUAACUAAACCUACAAAACAAACAACAUCGGCUGCACCCCUUGGCUCAAAGGUCCCACAAUUAACGCUUGAACGUGUUGAUACAAAAUCUUUGAAGACAUCAACAACAGCAACAACAACUACUACUACGCCCACGACGACGACUGCUGCUGCUACGGCUACUACUUCUACUACCAAUAUUGGAUCAAACGAAAAAUUAGCUAAUAAAUCGUUGAAAUUAAAACGUACUAAUAUUAUACAUAGUGAUAGUGAUACAGAAAAAAGAUCGAUAACAACUGAUGUACAAAAAACGAAAAAGUCUUUACUAAAUAAUGAUAUAGCAAAACGUCAACAGCAACAGCAACAUCAACAAAAACCAGUUACGACCAAAAAAAAUCAAUUAGUUAAAACAAAACCUAAAACUUUAACUAAUACAGUAAAAAGUUCAACAACUUCAGAAACACAUUCAUCGGCGUCAGAUAUUGGCGAAAAGAAAGUUGAACAAACUGUAAUGAAUUCUGAUCAUGAACAAACAUCGACUGAUAAUGGUGAAAUACUUAGAAAAGAAUCAUUUAAUAAACGAACGAAAACAACAAAUAAAAAUAAAAGAUCAAUGCAGAAUCUUUCCAAUUGGCGAGACUUAAGACAAGAUACCAGUAUGUAUGAUAGAAUUAAAAAACGAGCCAGAAGUGAACAAACACGAAAUAGUUCAUUAUCAACUAGUGAUAGUCAUUUAUCUGAUGGAAACAGUGAUGACGACGGUGAUGAUAAUGAUGAUGAUGACGAUGACGACGACGACGACGACGACGACGACGACGACGAUGACGAUGAUGAUGAUAAUAAUGACAACGAUGAAGAUCGAAUACGUAGUCGACCGGUCAAUAUAGCACCAAAACGACAUAAUGUUAUGAGUGACUCAUCCGAUUCUGAAAUCGAAAAGCCGACAAAAACUAAAACUAAAGCUAAAACCGCAACCGUUUUCGAUAAUAAUGUAUUUGAUGCUGAAGAAAGUGAUGAAUCAACUAAACCUAUGAAUCGUAAAAAGAAAGUUAAUCAACAACAACCGCAACCGCAACAGCCACAACAAGUGAAGAAAUCGGUAUUAAAAACAAAUAGUGAACAGACUAAAAAAGUUGAACCGAUUAAAAAAGAAAAAUUACCUAAAGCUAAUGAUGAACAAACAAUCGCUACAAAAAAGAAGAUAACUGUAACAAAAACAAUCGAUAAAAAGAAAUCAUCUAUACCAGCUACAGUAAAAUCAACAUCAAAAGUAACUAAAACAUCAGUUUCAACACCGAAACGACCAUCAACAGAUGAAUCAAAUGAACCAGCAAAAAAGAUGAAAUUGGAUGAUGAAAAACCUAAAAUUGUUGCAAUUGAAGAACAACCAUCAUUAAUAAAAUCAUCAUCAACAAUAACAACAAUUCAAACUGAAUCAGAAAUUCUACCAAUAAGUAAACCAUCAAUUGUUCUUACAGCACCAUCGGAUGAACCUUCUACAACUCUACCCAAAGUUGAUGAACCACCAAUAGAAACGAAUUCUCAAACAACACCAACUAAAUUUGGUAUUGUAUUUCCUAGUCAUCAUCGUCAUUCAACAACAACAACGCCGCCGCCACCACCAUCAUCAUCAUCGAUUCGUGCACAGUCAACUGAAACAUUAGUAACUCAUGAAACAUCGAAAAAUGCUGAUGAGCGUAUGGAGAACGAUAAUGAAUCAAUAUCUGUUAACAUUAAUAAUAAUGAUACAACUAUAAAAGAUGAACUAAUAACAUCGAAUACAUUAAAGCCACCAACGGUAACAGCUCAGCCACCAUUGAGCGACGAUGAAACACUAAAUCCAGAGACGAUGCAACUUAGCGAUUUAAUUGGUACUAGUCGACAUGAAGAAACAAAGCCUACUCAAUCGCGUUCAACAGCUAGAACAACUGGUAAAGGUAAACGUGGACCAAAACCAGAUACGACUACUAAUAAACGUCAACAAACAAAAGCUAACUCUAUAAUCAGUCAAUCGAUAAUUUCAAGUGAAAAACAACCCGAAUCAAUUAAAAUAUUAGUAGAUUCAACUGCAACAUCAUCUAUAGAACAACCAACUCCAACAUUAACAACUGUUAAACGUCUUUCUACAACAGAACCGGCAUCUGUAUCAUGCUCAGUUAUUGAUAAAGAGCCGAAACGUUUACGAAUAAGUACAGAUGAUUCAAUGUUACCAUCACAACAUAAAAUUGAAACUACUGAAAAAUGUUCGCCAUUAACAGAUAAACAGAUUAAAGAAGAUACUAUUGAACCAACUUUAGUAUCUGAAAAAGCUAAACAAGACACUCCACCACUUCUACGUUCAGUCCCAUCACAAUCACAACUACAACCACUUAUUGAUCAAUCACAAGUGACACCAAUGGAAACUGAUCAAAUUCCAUUAUCAUCUUCGAUAAUAGCAUCAACAAAAUCGCCAUCAACAACAAAUGCUGAAACUGAAACUGUUAUUAAAGCAUUAUGUUCAUCCAUUCCAAUACCACCACCACCACCACCACCAUUACCGAAAAUAUCGAAUCCAGAAAAAAUGGCACCAAUUAUAGCACCGAUAUCAAAAGAAACUUUACCAAUUGUUGAACAUAAGCCACCAUCUAUAACAACGCCUUCUGUAUUACCUUCACAUGUUCCAAUUAAGUCAUCAAUAACAUCAACAACAUUUAAUGAAAAUGUUGAAGAGACAUUAAGCGCUGUUAAUAGUCUUCUUAUGCUUAAUAGUAAUCCUUCGAAUAUAUCUGGCGAUCAUCCAGCAUUGAAAGGUGCUGCACGUAUAACACCAACAAUAAGUAAACCAGUCUAUUCAUUAGUUGCAUCGUUACCAAGUCCAACAGAUCAACCAUCUCGACAGGUAACAACCACAAAUGUUUCAAGUAUUCCAACACAAAAAAGUGAUUUAAUAACAAUGGUAUCAAAUAUUGUUUCAUCAUCGAAUAUUACUGGAGAAAAACAACCAGUCACAGCACCAACGCGUACACCACCACCACCACCACUAUCAUCAUCAUCAUUAUCAUCAUCGUCUUCAUCUACAUCCGCAUCAACAACAGCAGCUACCACACGGUCUCACAUUGAAGAAGUUAUUGAUGAUGUUGCUAAAAGUGCGUCAACAACAGUAACAACUGGAGUAAUAACAGAAGUAAAAACAUCGAUAGUUGAUUCAAAUUCACUCUCGUCAUCAUCGCCGGCAUCAUCAUGUUCGUCCACUGUAACUACAAAAUCAACCUCAAUACCAAAUAUAUUACGUGACGUUAUGAAGACACCUUGUUUAACAACAUCAAAAACUAUUAUAACGCCAACUACAACAACAGUAACAAGUGAAACAUCAAAUCUAUUUGACUCACAUCGUCAUUCGAAAUCACCAUUAAAACCUACAACAACAAUAACAACAACAGCAAAUAUUCCAGCAGCAACAACACCAUCAGCUGCACCUGUUGUACCUAUUCUCGUUCGCCCAACGCUAUCAAAAACUUCAUCCAGUCAUAAACGUUCGUCAACACCUAAGACUGAAUCACUACCAUCACCAUCACCAUCGCCAUUGCUACAUCAAUUUCCGCAUAUGCUUACACCUGAUGGUAGUUUAUUUGCGGCUGCAGCAGCUGCUCAUCAUUCAAAUUUUCCAUUUCCAUUAUUCGCUCCAUUGCCAUCAAAUCCAUCGAAUCCAGUAGGAAAUUCAUCAUCAAAUCUACUUGCCUUACCGCUUGUGUCAAGCUCUCCACCAUUAUCUGCACGACCGCCGUCAACCAAUAGUAGUAGUCCGAGUACAAGUAGUCAUAUUAUUAGCAGCUCAUUUCUGAAUACAAUUAUGGCUGGACAACAGAAUUCGUUAUCAGCAAAUCCAAAUCCACAUAGCCAUGAAAAAGGAUCAAAACGAGAGCCUGUGAACACAAAAGGUUCAAGUACGCCAUCAUCAUCAUCAAAUCGUUCAACAUCGAUUCAACAAACAGUACCAGUACCGAUUGCAUUGACGAUUCCAUCAACAUCAUCAUCUUCUUCAUCAUCAUCAUCAUCAUCAUCAUCGUCAUCAUCGUCUAAUCCAACAACAAAUUCUGUUCUUAAUCAACAACAGCAACCACCAUUAUUAAGUUCACUUGAUGCUGCGGCAGCUGCUAUGCGACAGCAAGGAUCACCUUUACAACAAUUUAUUGGACCAGAUUCUGUUGUACCAUUUCGAAAUGUUUACGCUGAUCCAUCUGAACUCUACGGUGCACCAACGAGUCUUUAUUCAUCGCCAAAUAUGGCUUAUGCUGCAGCUCAACAAAUGCUUAAUGUUAUCGGUAUGACUGGUAGUCAUCAUCCAUCGGCUGCUGCAUUCGCAGAAUUAUAUUCGAAUCCAGACUCAUUUUUUCGUUUAAAUCCUCCUACAAAUGAAUUAUCACGUGACCCAUAUAAUGUUCAAUGGCAAGGAAAUUUCAUACUAAAAAAUGAUCAAGCCUAUGUUAAAACUCAACUUGUUGCUGGUAGUCCACAGAUAGCACGUGCAUCAAUGAAUUAUUGGAAUUCUGAUUCACUAUCAGCAACAUCAACAAAUUUACAAACAUCAUCACAUCAUAAUCUUCGUAUAUCACAACGUAUGCGUUUAGAACAAACACAACUUGAAGGUGUUCAAAAACGUAUGGUAAUGGAUGCUGAUCAUUGUAUAUUAAUAGCUGAACCCAAUGGCUCAACGCCCGAUGAAAUACGUAUACAACAAAACAAUUUAAAAAAUGGUGUUAUUCGAUAUUUCGAUGAAAAAAAAGCAGCCGGCAUCGUCAAUGUUUUGCUACCCGGUGCAUCACAGCCAGCCUAUGUUGUACAUAUUUUUCCACCAUGUCAAUUCGCAUCUGAAAUCUUACAAAAACGUGCACCGGAUACGUAUCGCUGUGUUGUUCAGAAUAAAAUUGAACAAAUUUAUUUGUUAAUUGUCAUAACGAGUACAGUUCAAUAG
This is a messenger RNA of Rotaria socialis, 9975 nucleotides long. The record is from the annotation of a GenBank genome assembly. Lineage: Eukaryota; Metazoa; Rotifera; Eurotatoria; Philodinida; Philodinidae.